AUGCCACCCCGCAACCUCCAGGCUUUAGGCCUGUCGACAUGUCGAACGCCCUCGCCUACAGAUUCGUUGAACAGUACAUCGUCUUCAAGCACAUACGUCUCCACGAGAUCAAGUAUGAAAUCAUCACCGCCUUCGUCGCCAUCCUUUUCCAAAACACUGCCUGUGCCGCCUCCCAUGUAUAGCACCUCGGCACCACGGGCCCGACGAGCAUCCCCUCCACAGACCCUGCUCGGUGCGAUUGACGAGCAUAGUGGAAUUGUGAAACCCGACGUGCCUCUUUCUGCCGACAAAGAAAACAAUCCUGUCGCCAAACUCCAUGUCUAUUCUUCCGCGAUCAAUUCAAGGAAGAAGGCCACUCUAGCAUCCGCAUCGAGUCCACCCGUCAACCACUUCGACGCUCUAGUUGGGCCGAAUGGGGAGAAAUUCACGGAUCUGAGGAUGAACCGGAAGGUGGAGGACCCGAGAGGUCGGGGCUGGAAGAGGUUGAUGUGCUUCGGCUAG
This is a messenger RNA of Capronia coronata CBS 617.96, 501 nucleotides long. RefSeq lists its product as uncharacterized. The transcript has a single exon. The coding region runs from base 1 to 501 and encodes 166 amino acids. The record is from RefSeq and is a predicted model, not a curated record. Lineage: Eukaryota; Fungi; Ascomycota; Eurotiomycetes; Chaetothyriales; Herpotrichiellaceae.